This is a messenger RNA of Syzygium oleosum, 1128 nucleotides long. RefSeq names its product actin cytoskeleton-regulatory complex protein pan1. The record is from RefSeq and is a predicted model, not a curated record. The transcript is spliced from 3 exons. Bases 351 to 890 code for a protein of 179 amino acids. Lineage: Eukaryota; Viridiplantae; Streptophyta; Magnoliopsida; Myrtales; Myrtaceae.
AUACAGAAUCUGAUACUUUCUAGUAAGAUUGAUACGUUCACAAACGGAGAAAUCUUCUUUAAUUAUCAUAUAUCAAGAAAUAGUACGGUUGGUUUUUUGCUGAAAACCACGAACUUUCAUAAAGUUUGUUCCUUGAACGAACGUCUGCAUUAUUUUCUUUUGUUAAUUUAGCUCGAAAGCAUUCCUUUUGCUGGGUUUUCGGCUUCCUCCUCCUUCCCGUGCGCUCCGCCGACAUGGGACGGGUCGAAUAACAGGCGCCCCAUCAUCCCCCCACAACCCCACCACGCAGACGCAGACACAGACACAGACACAGACAGAGAGAAGAGAGAGAGAGAGAGAGAGAGAGAGAGAUGUCUCUGGUGGACUACGAUGCUUCUUCCGACGAAGACGUUUCCGACGUUGAAGACAACGAAGAACAAGGAGAAGUAGAGGGAACGGGAAAGGACCCAGAAGCCCCAAGACCCCAACUUGCUCAACCCCAGCCUUCUCCUCCACCUCUUCCUCAGACCCGGGGAUCAUCAUAUGCAUCAGACCAUCAGCUAGAAACCACUGCAGGUAUACCAGCGCCCCCUGUUGAGAAGCUUCCUGAUGCUUCCCUUUUGUUGGAUGGUCCAGCUGGAUUGGCUUCUCCGUUGAGUGGUGAUGACCAUGCUUCUAGAGUUGCAGCAGCAAGGGCUGAAAGUGCUCUGCGAAAGAGAGAGUCUCAUUCGCUAUCUUCAUCUGUUCCCCGCAACAAAGUGCCAAGGGGAACAUUACCCAAUUUGAAGAAUGUUCCAGAUACUGUUGGUGGACUACUGGUUCCUCCUCAGCUUAGUGGAAGGAGCAAUGUUGUCACUGAAGAUAUUAGCAAGUUAUUUGUAAAGGGAAAUGCAGAGAAACCAUCUCAUUAGGGAACUUACAAACAGGUUGUAGUUUAUUCUCCGUAACCUUAUCACACCUCUCUCAUUAAAUCCAUGAAUAAGUAUACUUUCUUGAGGGUCUGGCAUGUACAGAAUCGCGAGCAAUGUUGUAUGAGAAUGAACCAAUGAGAGAUUAAUGAACCUGACAGGAUGAUUCAAGGGAUUGCGUUCAAACAGAAAAUUUUGUAUGUGUUGGAGUAUGGAUAUUGCAGGAGGAAACUAUUUGGCA